Messenger RNA from Aspergillus saccharolyticus JOP 1030-1, 1012 nucleotides. Its product is annotated as flavin-dependent quinone reductase. Gene Ontology annotation, cellular component: cytosol. NCBI's taxonomy places the organism in Eukaryota, Fungi, Ascomycota, Eurotiomycetes, Eurotiales, Aspergillaceae. The transcript has a single exon. Gene Ontology annotation, molecular function: FMN binding; oxidoreductase activity. The record is from RefSeq and is a predicted model, not a curated record. Bases 299 to 898 code for a protein of 199 amino acids.
UUGAACACCUCUCCAAGAGCUGAGCAGCUGCUGGGCGCCACGGACCCAUUUUUUAUUAGUAAGAUGGCUUCCGCGUCGGUCUUGUCGGGCCAAGUACCUCCGCGGCUCCGCGGAUCCUACUGCCCGAUCUGGAAAUAGACAUAUCUUGUUACUGGGGAAGAAUGGCAUAUGAUAUAAAAAGCUCCGAAUUUGGUUGAAUUGGUAACUCGGCAUCACACGAGAAAGGUGACCUCUGAGCAGCAUCCAUACAGUACACCCACCUAAAAGUCCAAAAAAAGAAAGAAAGAAGAAGGCAACCAUGCCUACCACCACCGGCCUGAUCGUAUGCAGCACACGUUCGCCCCGGGCCGGGCUACAAAUUAGCACUUUCAUUCACGAGACCAUCAAGCAAGCACACCCACAAGCCAGCAUCACAGUUAUCGACCUUGCGGAGUGGAAUCUUCCACUUUACAAUGAGCCGGGGAUUCCAUCGUGUAUCACAUCAGCUGAGGGUUACGAGCAUGAGCAUACCAAGGCCUGGUCGCGGGAAAUCUCGCGCUACGAUGCGUUCAUCUUCGUCACGCCUCAGUACAACUGGGGAUACCCGGCAAGUAUUAAGAACGCCCUCGACUAUCUCUUCAGCGAGUGGAAGGGGAAACCGGCGAUGAUCGUCAGUUAUGGCGGUCAUGGGGGUGGGAAAGCCGCUGCGCAGUUGCAGCAGGUGCUGCAGGGGUUGAGGAUGAUCACACUGGACAAGACUGUUGGGUUGACGUUUCCUGAAAAGGAGCUCCUGACGCGCGCUGCCAAAGGAGAGGACCUGGGGCUGGAAGGAGAGAGAGGGGUUUGGACCGGAGAGCGAGAAACGAUCCAAGACUUGUUCGGAGAGUUGAUAGAAGUGGUAGGCAGAAAGUCGGGAUGAUUGUGUCAGAGGCUGUCUGCCUAGGUGGUGCGAUAUAACGACACGGCGUUUGUUGAUCUGUUUUUUCUUCUCUCUCUCUCUCCAUGUCGAAUUGCUUUUUUUGUCUUCCCCUCA